Messenger RNA from Mustela lutreola (European mink), 3687 nucleotides. RefSeq names its product ring finger protein 216 (gene RNF216). Gene Ontology annotation, molecular function: zinc ion binding. The transcript is spliced from 18 exons. Lineage: Eukaryota; Metazoa; Chordata; Mammalia; Carnivora; Mustelidae. The coding region runs from base 325 to 3111 and encodes 928 amino acids. The record is from RefSeq and is a predicted model, not a curated record.
UGUGCGCAGGCGCGGGGUGAAGCCGCGGCGGGGCCGGAAGGAGUGCAGCGGCGGCCUCGGCGGCGGCGGCGACGAAGCUGUCGGCGGCCGCUCCUGGUGACUAAAAGCCGUGGCGACAGAGGCCGCCGAGCCCGCUUGGCGAGCCGGCGAGCUGAGUGGCGAUAGGUUCCAUGCCCAGCGUGGGGCUUGAACUCGAGACCCCAAGACUGAGACCUGAGAUCAAGAGUUGGACACUCAACUGACUGAGCCACCCAGACCCUUUUGAACAGAUAGUCACCAUGUUUAGAUAUUAGCAAGCACGUAUGUGUACGUCUGCAUUUGAAAAUGGCAGAGGGAAACAAUAAUGAAGAAGUAAUUCAUUUGAACAACUUUCACUGCCACAGGGGACAAGACUGGAUCAAUCUCAGAGAUGGACCCAUCACCAUAUCUGACUCCUCUGAUGAGGAAGGGGUUCCUAUGCUGGUCACCCCGGCUCCUCAGCAACACGACGAUGAGGACCUGGAUGAUGAUGUCAUCCUGACAGAAACAAAUAAACCUCAGACAUCACGACCCAAUCUCAUCAAACCAGCUGCCCAGUGGCAAGAUCUCAAAAGAUUGGGAGAAGAAAGGCCUAAAAAGUCUAGAGCAGCCUUUGAAUCAGAUAAGAACGGCUAUUUUUCAGUGUGUAACAGCUCAUUGUUUGAUUCUGGGGCGCAGGAUGAUUCUGAGGAUGACUACGGUGAAUUUCUGGAUCUUGGGCCUCCUGGAGUUUCUGAAUUCAUUAAGCCAAGUGGCCAAACAGAAAGAGAACCCAAACCUGGACCAAGUCAUAACCAAAUAGCAAAUGACAUCAUCAACCCAAGGUCAGAGCAGAAAAUCGUUAUCUUGGAAGAAGGUAGCCUUCUUUCACCAGACAGCGAUCCUCUGGACACUCAGAACCAGUCAUCUGAAGAUUCAGAGACAGAGCUUUUAUCAAACCUUGAAGAAUCAACUGCUAUCCUGGAUGAUCAGGCCAUCGAAGAAGACUGCUGGUUAGACCAUCCUUACUUCCAGUCCCUAAACCAACAGCCCCGUGAGAUAACAAACCAGGUUGUUCCUCAGGAGCGGCAGCCUGAAGCAGAACUGGGCCCAUUGUUGUAUCAGCAUGAACCCCCGGGACUCACUUUUCCAAGACCAGCUUUUCCAAGACCGGAACCCCAACAGGAUGGGAUUCCAGGCCCCUCUUCUCCUCAGCCUGCCCAUCCUCUAGGAGAACUCGAAGACCAACAAUUAGCAAUAGAUGAUGAAGAGCCAGGGCCAGCCUUUCCACUCCAAGGAUCUCAGGAGCCUAAUUUGGAAAACCUUUGGGGGCAGGAAGCUACUGAGGUAGAUCAAGAACUCGUUGCACUUUUAGUGAAAGAAACAGAAGCCAGAUUUCCAGAUGUCGCAAAUGGGUAUAUUGAGGAGAUAAUUCAUUUGAAGAAUUAUUAUGAUUUGAAUGUACUUUGUAAUUUUCUUCUGGAAAAUCCAGACUAUCCAAAGAGAGAAGACCGAGUCAUUAUCAAUCCCAGUAGCAGCCUGCUUGCCAGCCAAGAUGAGACAAAGUCGCCUGAGAUAGACUUCUUUGAUUACUCUCAGUUGGUUCCUCUCGACCAGCGCUGCUUCAUCCAGGCUGCUGACCUCCUGAUGGCCGACUUCAAAAUGCUCAGCAGUCAGGACAUCAAGUGGGCCCUGCAUGAGCUCAAAGGACACUAUGCAAUCACCCGAAAGGCCUUUUCUGAUGCCAUUAAAAAAUGGCAGGAGCUAUCACCAGAAACCAGUGGAAAAAGAAAAAAGAGAAAAGAAAUGAAUCAGUACUCUUACAUAGAUUUCAAGUUUGAACAAGGUGACAUAAAAAUAGAAAAGAGGAUGUUCUUUCUGGAAAAUAAGCGGCGACAUUGUAGGUCCUACGACCGACGUGCCCUUCUUCCGGCUGUGCAGCAAGAGCAGGAGUUCUAUGAGCAGAAAAUCAAAGAAAUGGCAGAGCAUGAAGACUUUUUGCUUGCCCUCCAGAUGAAUGAAGAGCAGUAUCAAAAGGACGGCCAGCUGAUUGAGUGCCGCUGCUGCUACGGGGAGUUUCCAUUCGAGGAGCUCACUCAGUGUGCGGAUGCUCACUUGUUCUGCAAAGAAUGUCUCAUCAGAUACGCCCAAGAAGCAGUCUUUGGAUCUGGAAAGUCAGAACUCAGCUGCAUGGAAGGCAGUUGCACAUGUUCGUUCCCAACCAGUGAGCUGGAGAAGGUGCUUCCCCAGACCAUCCUGUAUAAAUACUACGAGCGGAAAGCCGAAGAAGAAGUUGCUGCAGCUUACGCCGAUGAGCUUGUCAGGUGCCCCUCCUGCAGCUUUCCUGCUCUGUUGGACAGUGAUGUGAAGAGGUUCAGUUGUCCCAAUCCUCGCUGCCGGAAGGAAACCUGUAGGAAGUGUCAGGGACUCUGGAAAGAACACAAUGGCCUCACCUGUGAAGAGCUGGCUGAGAAAGAUGACAUCAAGUACCGAACCUCCAUUGAAGAAAAAAUGACUGCAGCCCGCAUUAGAAAAUGCCACAAGUGCGGGACUGGCCUCAUCAAGUCUGAAGGCUGCAACCGCAUGUCUUGCCGCUGUGGCGCCCAAAUGUGCUACCUCUGUCGCGUAUCUAUCAACGGAUAUGACCAUUUCUGCCAGCAUCCUCGCUCACCGGGAGCCCCUUGCCAGGAGUGUUCGAGAUGCUCUCUCUGGACCGACCCCACUGAGGACGAUGAGAAGCUGAUUGAGGAAAUCCAGAAGGAGGCUGAAGAGGAGCAGAAGAGAAAGAAUGGAGAGAACACCUUCAAACGCAUCGGGCCCCCCUUGGAGAAGCCUCCAGAGAAAGUCCAGAGGAUCGAAGCCCUGCCGAGGCCCGUCCCGCAGAACCUGCACCAGCCACAGAUCCCCCCCUAUGCCUUCGUGCACCCGCCCUUCCCCCUGCCGCCCGUCCGGCCCAUGUUCAACAACUUCCCUCUCAACAUGGGCCCAGUCCCAGCGCCCUACGUGCCCCCUCUGCCCAAUGUGCGUGUCAACUACGACUUCGCUCCUGUCCACGUGCCGCUGGAGCACAACCUGCCUAUGCACUUCGGCCCGCAGCCACGGCAUCGCUUCUGACAGCUCUGUGUCCUGCGUCCUCCCCGGAGCCCUGCCGCUGAGCAGCCCAGCCUGUGCAGGGCCAGGGUUCUGUAGAUUACCCGCCUCGCCCCCAAGGCCAUGCCUUCAGAGUAGGGAUCAUGCACUUGGCUCUCAAAAGGAUAGGCUGGCUUUUUUCCUGCUCCUUCCUGGGAAGGGCUACUGCCCCUUGAAGAGCGGCCAGCAGGCCAGUGCCCUCAGGUGCCUGUAAAAGGAUUGGUCUGGCACUUGCUGGACCAGAGAGUAGGGCCUCCCUAGAGAGUUCCACUGUCCAAGCCACAGUGCAGGGACCCUCACCACAAGGUAGCUCGUCUCUGCUCUGUCAGUCCUGUCCCUGCAGACAGAGAUGAGUGAAGUGUUUGGGUCCGUCCCCUCCCCUGGCAGACCUCAGAAGUCUCUCAGUUAACCACAUAGGCCUUCCUUACCGCAGUAUAGUCUGAUUCUCGAUAAAGCUGAAGUCCCAGUUGGAGGGAGUCGAGUUCGGAGAGAGCUGAGCUGUCUGAACCAUGUUGUGAAGGCUGGGUUCUCCCCCCGCCCCCACCCCAGUGCUGCAGCCCA